AUGCAGGUGACGGUUGAAUUUUCUAGUACUGUCGUAAAGCUUGAAGUCAACGAGGAGCUAAGGUUGAGCAGCUUAGUUAUGGUCGCCUUUUUGAAGCUUAAUAUUUCUGAGUCACCAGAAGAAUUCAAUAUUCUUAAAGGCGACAGAGUUUUGAAUUUAAACAGGGAGAAAACACUGAAGGAGCUCAAUAUCUGCGAUGGUGACACGCUCGUAAUGUCAAAGAUAACAUAUGUAAAUGAGCCAUUAUCCUCUCAUUCAGAGGACUCAGGACAGUUGAAGCAGCGCCUUAACAAUCUCAUCAAAAGCAUACGAGUGUCAGCAAAUAAAACGAUCACACCAUACGAAUCUGAAAUUUCGCGACGUGCCAGCACGUUGUACAAUAAUAUGAAGAAGAGGAAUCUCCAUGACGAGGUAAUGGUGCAUUUUCCAAGACUAGCAGAAACUUACGACGGAAAUCCUGAAGACUUGGGCGGAUUUGUAACAGCGUUUCGGGAGCAUGCUCUAAAGCAGAGAUCACUGAAAAAGUGGAGGGAACGACUACUGGACAAGCGUCUAGAAAAAGCAACGGUCUCUUUUCCGGAGUGCUUUGCGAAAACCCCUAUGUUGUAUCUGCAAGCGAAAUUGAACGAAACUGACGUUAUUGCGUUGGUGGAUACUGGUGCUCAAGCUUCUAUCAUCACUGAUGAAGCUGUUAAAAAGUGCAGCAUGCUGGAAUUUGUCGAUAACCGCUUUUGUGUGUUUGCAAAUGGAGUAGGAGGCACGCGAUCGACAUUAGGACGAAUUUUUGCUUGCGACAUUCUGGUGGCGGGCAUGACUCUGCUGUGUGCGUUCGACGUUCUUCCCGGUGAUGCGUGCAAUGUUGAUGUAAUCAUUGGGGUUGAUGUGCUCAGCAAGAAUCAAGCCAUAAUUGAUGUAACGAAUCGAACGAUUCGAUUUGGAGAUCGUGGAUCCGCUAACUUCAUUCAGCUGGAAGACGCCGAGAAAUUAGAACCUUUCGGAGGUAUGAUUACCGAUGGCAGACCAAGACCAAUGGAGAACACAACUAACUUGAAUGAUGUUGCAAAGAAAUGA
This is a messenger RNA of Necator americanus (New World hookworm), 1071 nucleotides long. RefSeq lists its product as uncharacterized. The record is from RefSeq and is a predicted model, not a curated record. Gene Ontology annotation, molecular function: aspartic-type endopeptidase activity. Gene Ontology annotation, biological process: proteolysis. Lineage: Eukaryota; Metazoa; Nematoda; Chromadorea; Rhabditida; Ancylostomatidae. The transcript has 10 exons. Bases 1 to 1071 code for a protein of 356 amino acids.